This is a messenger RNA of Ilex paraguariensis (yerba mate), 168 nucleotides long. The record is from the annotation of a GenBank genome assembly. NCBI's taxonomy places the organism in Eukaryota, Viridiplantae, Streptophyta, Magnoliopsida, Aquifoliales, Aquifoliaceae.
AUGGCCCCUCAAGGUCCUUUACCUUCGGCAUUCAAUGUUGCGGACAGAGAUGUUGCUGAUAAAGAAGCUGCUCAAAUGUUCUACGCCGUGGCUACGAACAACUUUGUUGUAUCACGAAAAAGAACAUGUCAACAGGUUGUUGCAACCAAUCAAAGAUACGUGGAGUAA